AUGAUCAGAGAGAAGAUGAAGGUUUCUCAGAGUCGUCAGAAGAGUUACCAUGACAAGAAAAGGAAAGCGCUUGAGUUUAAGGUGGAUGAUCAUGUGUUUUUAAGAGUUACUCCGAUUUCCAAGAAAGUAGGUGAUGUGGCUUAUCGGAUUACGUUGCCGCCGUCAGUUGCUAAUCUCCAUGAUGUGUUUCACGUGUCUCAAUUGAGGAGAUACAUUGCGGAUCCUUCGUAUGUUCUCCAAUUAGAUGAUGUUGAGGUUAGAGAUAAUUUAUACGUGGAGAUAUUACCUAUGCGGAUAGAAGAUAGAGAGGUGAAACAACUCCGUGGUAAAGAGAUCGCUUUGGUGAAAGUUGCUUGGGGAGGACCGGCUGGUGGAAAUGUGACGUGGGAGCUUGAGAGUCAGAUGAGGGAUUCAUAUCCCGAGUUGUUUGCUUGA
Lathyrus oleraceus (garden pea) is the source of this 435-nucleotide messenger RNA. RefSeq lists its product as uncharacterized. The record is from RefSeq and is a predicted model, not a curated record. NCBI's taxonomy places the organism in Eukaryota, Viridiplantae, Streptophyta, Magnoliopsida, Fabales, Fabaceae. The transcript has 2 exons. Bases 1 to 435 code for a protein of 144 amino acids.